CAUCGUCAUCAUCAUUAACAAUCCUUCUCACUCUAUCUCCACUUCUUCUUCUUCUGGUUCUUCUUCCUCGCUCUCUCCGCCAUGAAUUGAACCUCCAUUGGAAACAGCUCGGAACUUCGAUAACGCCGCUAUCACAUCUUCAACGCCUCCCUUCGAUUUUCUCGCUUCGCAAUGGUUUUUGUCGAGGAUUCCCACUCCAGCUCGGCUCGCUUCCCUAUGCCGCGGGGCUGCUCCUCCUCCGCCGGGAAUGUCCACCGCAACGUCGGCCGGUCAAUGCGGACAAUCCGGUCAAACCUCUAUAAGGACGAGAACAGGUCCGAGUUCGUCUCCGAGAACUUGACGGACUCCGUGGUGGACAUGCGGCUUGGCGAGCUCGCGGCCCGGUACAACAAGCUCAGUGCCUCGGCCAAGUCCACCUCGUCGGAGGAGGAGUUCCUGGAGCUCUCGCAGGCAUUCAGCGACUUCUCUGCAUGCAGCAGCGACAUCUCUGGCGAGCUGGAGCGGCUCGCGAGCCUGCCGUCGCCGGAGAACGUGCAGGAUCGAGAGAACCAGGCCCACAAUCCCGAGCCUGAGCCAUGCGUGGGGUUUCUGCAGAGGGAGAGCUUCUCGACGGAGAUUAUUGAGAGCAUCUCGCCAGAGGAUCUUCUGCCGACGGUCAAGAUCUGCAUCGAUGGACUGCAGUCCCCGUCCAUCAACGUGAAGCGAUCUGCUGCAGCCAAGAUAAGGCUGCUUGCCAAGAACCGCGCCGAUAAUCGAGCUCUAAUCGGAGGGUCCGGUGCAGUACCUGCUCUGAUACCUCUUCUACGAUGCAGCGAUCCUUGGACACAGGAACAUGCUGUGACUGCACUGUUGAAUCUCUCUCUGCAUGAGGAAAACCGGUUCCUAAUCACUAAUGCAGGAGCUAUAAAAUCCCUUGUGUAUGUGCUAAAGACUGGAACAGAGACCUCGAAGCAAAACGCGGCCUGUGCCUUAUUAAGCCUUGCGCUGGUCGAAGAGAACAAGAGCUCGAUCGGAGCUUGUGGUGCUAUCCCGCCCCUUGUGUCUCUACUUCUCAAUGGAUCGAAUCGCGGGAAGAAGGAUGCCAUAACUACCCUCUACAAGUUGUGCACGAUACGCCCGAACAAGGAGAGGGUGGUGAGUGCUGGAGCCGUGAAGCCACUGGUGGACAUGGUUGCUGAGCAGGGGACUGGGAUGGCGGAGAAGGCCAUGGUGGUGUUGAGUAGCCUGGCGGCGAUCGAGGAAGGUAAGGUGGCAAUUGUAGAGGAAGGCGGGAUUCCUGCACUUGUUGAAGCGAUCGAGGAUGGAUCGGUAAAAGGGAAGGAAUUUGCUGUGAUGACUCUGUUACAACUUUGUGCUGAUAGUGUCAGAAAUCGUGGAUUGCUCGUGAGAGAAGGUGGGAUUCCUCCGCUUGUUGCUCUUUCACAGAGUGGUAGCAUCAAAGCAAAGCAUAAGGCUGAAACACUUUUGGGUUACUUGAGGGAGCCAAGGCAAGAGGCUUCCUCUUCGAGCCCUUGAGAAGGUAGUCUUUCUGCAACUACUUACAGAGUUAACAAUACAGAGUUUCGUCAUGUCCUUGGUUGUAUAUAAGGAGAGCGCUGAUGGUUUGUUUGUAUAGUGUGGUUGAGGAUUUCGGGUGAGUGAAUUGUAGAAGGAAGAGGGGAAGUUUAGAUUAGUGAUUGAAAAGAAAAGCAACUGACUGUUAGGUGAAUUGUCUCGACGGCGGUCUUUUGGGGUUUUUGAUUUCUCCGGUCUCUUUUGAGUUGUAUGAUGCUGGAGGUGGUUCACAUGUUUCUCUUGUUGAUUUUGGGUUUAUGAGAGUCGGGUUUUACCGAUUAUCUUAAGAAAUAAAGAGUUUGGGUUCUCAUUUCUCUGUACA
Messenger RNA from Punica granatum (pomegranate), 1876 nucleotides. NCBI's taxonomy places the organism in Eukaryota, Viridiplantae, Streptophyta, Magnoliopsida, Myrtales, Lythraceae. The record is from RefSeq and is a predicted model, not a curated record.